AUGGCCGGCGGUGCUAACGCGGGGCCAGAGGCUGGCGGACCCGAGUCGGCGGAUGAAGCCGAGCCUGCGGUCGGCUACUUGGAUCUGAUGAAGGAGUUCACGAGCGUCGUGGUACGCAACAGACCGACCGACGUGGUCACCUUCGCCACGGACUACUUCAAUCGGCUGCAGGACAAGACGAGCCGAGGCGAGGAGGCGGAGGCCUCGUGCAGUCGGUCGGGCAGUCCGAACCCGGCCGGCAACGCGGAGUUCCGCCUCGAAGAGAGCGCCCGAGGGGGGCAGGAGGGCGAAAACGACGACCUCUUGGACCAGACCUCGCUUGAGGAGAUGAUGAUGCUGGUCGGUCGGCGGCGGCCGAGCGUGGCCGCAGAGCCCUUCAACCCUGAGGAGGCGGACGAGGAUGCUGAUGAUUCUGAUGUUGAUGAUGACGAAGAGGAGGAGGAGGAGGAGGAGGAGGAGAAUUCAAGAAUGGCGAGAACGAGGCGAAAGAAGAAGACGCCGGAGCAGCGGGAGUUGCUACGCCGAAUCUGCCAAGGCAGUCUGAUAUUCCGGGAACUGGACGAGGAGCAGAUGAGCCGAGUCACGAACUGCAUGUUCGAGCGCCGCGUCGAGGCCGGCGAGACCGUGAUUGCUCAGGGCGAAGAGGGCGACAACUUUUAUGUCAUCGAGUCGGGCGAGUUCGACGUCUACCUGCAGGAGGGCGGCAGCGGGCCGCGGAAACUGAUCGCCAACUAUCGCGACUCGGGCUGUUUCGGUGAGCUCGCGUUGAUGUACAACGCGCCACGCUCGGCCACGGUGGUGGCUCGCACCAUCGGUCGUCUGUGGUGCAUGUCGCGGCCGGCGUUUCGCCGACGCGUCCUCCUCCACGCUGCGCAACGCCGCGCGGAAUUCAUCGCUCUGCUGCACUCGGUCUCGUUGCUGCGCGGCACCAGUCAGUACGAGAAGAUGUGUCUGGCGGACGCGCUCUCCUGGCGCAUCUGCUCGGACGGCGAACAGAUUGUGCAACAGGGCGAGACGGGAAAGGAGUGCUUCUUCAUCUUCUCCGGCCAAGUGCGCAUUGUACUGGAGGAGAAUGAAGAUGAGGCGGUGACAACGGCGACAGCG
Molecule: messenger RNA, 1104 nt
Organism: Protopolystoma xenopodis
Lineage: Eukaryota; Metazoa; Platyhelminthes; Monogenea; Polystomatidea; Polystomatidae
Source: the annotation of a GenBank genome assembly